Messenger RNA from Spirometra erinaceieuropaei, 522 nucleotides. The record is from the annotation of a GenBank genome assembly. NCBI's taxonomy places the organism in Eukaryota, Metazoa, Platyhelminthes, Cestoda, Diphyllobothriidea, Diphyllobothriidae.
AUGGUGCAUCAGCUCCACAAUGGCAUGAUGGCAAGGAGUACGGACAAUGCAGCUGUCUCAAAGGCAUUCGCAGUGACCAACAUAGUGAAGCAGGGCUGCGUCCUCGCGCCUACCCUCUUCAGUCUUACGUCCUCAGCCAUGCUAAUGGAUGCCUUUUGUGAAGAACUCCCCGCGAUCCUUGCCACCUACAGGACGGACGGCAAAUUCCUUCACCACCGACAAAUGCACUUCCAGUCGCGUGUAUCCACAACUACCUUCCAUAAACUCCUCUUCGUCGACGACUGCGCUCUCAAUGCAACUACUGAAAGAGACAUGCAAAGAGGCAUGUACCUCUUCCACAACGCCUGCGAAAACUUCGGCCUGGUCAUUAACACGGAGAAAAUGGUAAUUAUGCAUCAACCCGCCACCCGAUGCCGCCUACUUCACACCCCAAAUCCACGUGAACGGCGCCAAACUGCAAGUGGUGGACAGCUUCGCCUUCCUGGUCAGCACCUUCUCCCGAAGCACCAAAAUCGACGAUGA